AAAAGGUGGGAAAUGGGGAUAAUAUGUCCUCUUUAACAAAGCUGACAUCUGUAUCAGCUAAUCAAGAGUUAAAUUUCACAUCUUUAUGGAAAUGUCAGAUUUGCAGAGUGCAGCCUCGAGCAGGCAGUCUGCCAGUUGUUGAUAUUAAAAACCAAAAGCAGAAGUUUAAAACGAGGCCUCUCGAUUCAGAAACAACCUGCAGGAGGAGGACAUGUGCGGUCUUUAGGUCACGUAUUUACACUUCUUCAGCGAAAGAAAGCGUUUGAAAUACUUCUGAUGAGGGCAAAUAUUGGUAACUUAAAUUCUCUAUAACUCACAAUGACGCAGAGGAACGCAUUUCCUGCCAAAUGUCUGAGAUAAUCAGUGAGUUGCUUCACACGGUGGAGCAGGAAGGGUUUAAAAAUCGUGUAAUAACUCAGAUUUCUACAAGCUGGCAACUCCAAAAACAGUCAGCAAAGUCAUAAACCUGAAAUGAUUUUUUUAGUACAUCACUUUUACAACAUUAUCUCUGACAUACUUCCAUAUUUAUGCCCAUGUUUGAGAGAGUUUAAUUACUGCAUGUAUUGCCCCUCCGUGUAAAUGAGAGGAGGAAUCUUCAGACUUAGGACUUUGAGUUUUUAUUGAUCUUAAAGCGUCAUCGGGAUCCUGAUAAGCUCUCAAAUCUGCUGUCACUAAGUCCGCCAGAGCUGAGAAAACUACAAUUCUACAAAUCCACAAAUCUCAAACCUCUUAAAAAAACAGGCCAGUUUAAAAGUGCUUCACAGAUGGGAAGCUGCAGCCGGGACUCGCCAUCCUCCCUCAGGAGACAACGAUAUGUCAGCUGGUAUGUGGACCCUGCAGAGACAGGUUCUUCAGGAGAAAUUCCUCUCCAAAACCAUCUUAUGGCUUUUUCAGGAUCAGUCCCACGUCUCCUCCUGACUCCAGCAGACACCAGAGAAGUGUCUCCACAUCAACACACACACCUGACUGUCACAAAGAGGACACACAAAGCGGCCUUCACACUCUCACACCACUCUAUGGUGGACUCUGACUUGCUCGACAUUGACCGAUCGUCUAAUAGUCACUCUGAUGAUGAAGGAAUGAAAGGACACAAGGAUGACUCGUCUCCUCGGCAUCCAGCGGACCAAAGUGUCCUACUCCUCCUCCGCAGGAGCAGUCCGGUCAUCUCCAGACGACAACGACCUGUCUCCUGGCAAGGAGGAGGCACAGAUAGCUUCAAUCCAUCGAGCCCGGACUCUCUGGAUAAGCGUCAGCCCGCGUCGGUCACCACUUUGGAUGAUCUGGAUCUUCACUCGUCCUCACGCUGUGUUUCUGUCUCAUCAAACCUGAGCGAUGAACCUCGCCUUCGUUUCAGUGGACAGCAGGGAUUGGCUGAGGAGCACAGAGGGCGGGGCCUCCUCAGAUGUCAACCCCCUCACUCAUCAGCCCAUGUCAGCAGACAGAGAAGGAGCCGUGGUAUCCCAGAAUUCUCUGCAGACCUCUUAAAGACCCACACUGAGCUGGAGAAGGAGAAUGCUCAUUUCAUCGUAGUGGACAUGGUGCUGGAGGUGCUGGAGGGAGCGAAGUGGACUUUAAUGAUGGACACACACCAGAACACACAACAACACAAACAGUGUCCGACCUGCACACAACAACACACACAGUAUCAGAUCUGCACACAACAACACACAAGCUCUUCAGAGGAUGAAACACCUCUCGAGCAGACAAAGAGCUCACACCACAGAAACACUGUUCGAGAGAUUCUCGCGCACACACACUCCGAUAAAAACAUGCAGACAUCCCAUAGAAACACACACUCCUCCUAUGCACACACACACAAACACACACAGGAGGAAGAGGAGGGAGCGGCGUAUGAAGAGGCUAAACAUCAACCAAAGACUUUCUCCGUCCUCUCCAAUGACAGCGGCUUUGAAGACUGUGGAGCUGACUCUCUGACCACACAAAGAGAUUCUCUCAGAAAUGCACAGGCUCUGGCUCAGCAGCUGGUGCUGGAGUUCAGGAGGAGCUGGCUUCCUUCAGACGGUCCCAGGCGUGGACGGCAGAGCCUGCGAAGCUCCCUGCUGGAGUUACCUGGUGGAGAAUGUGUGACGGUGGUCAGCAGCGGCCUGACGGAGGAGAUCAGACUGAGGACGAGGAUGAGAGGAUGUCUGAGCUGGGCUCCACCUCGAGUCCAGAUCAUCUACACGGUGCAGCCGAACCACAGACGCAGUGACGUUGUCGCUCAGCAGAACUUUCUUUGUGCGGGUUGUGGAACAGAAUUAGAGCACAAGUACAUAAAGAAACUGCGGUACUGUGAAUACCUGGGCAGGUACUUCUGUGACUGCUGCCACAGCGGCUCUGAGGCUGUGAUUCCUGCUCGGGUUCUGACCCACUGGGACUUCAGCAGGUUCCCUGUGAGUGAUUUCUCCAAACAGCUGCUGGACUCAGUUUGGUUUCAACCGCUGUUCGAUGUGAGCUGCGUGGGUAAAAAACUCAACGGCCGAGUGAAGGAGCUCCGCAGGUUCAGGGAGCUCCAGGAUCAGCUGCUUUGCAUCAAGAAGCUGCUGACGGCCUGCAGAUUAUCCAAACGGGUGAUGACAGAGUUUGAACAGCUUCCUGCCCACCUGACUGAGCAGCCUCACCUGUUCUCCAUGGACGACCUGCUGAGAGUGAAGAAGGGUCAGCUUGUGUCUCAGGCACAGGCCGUGCUGAACUCUGCCAUCGGUCAUGUAGAAAACUGUCAGCUGUGUCUGGCCCGAGGUUUCGUCUGUGAGUUCUGCAGAGAAAAAGAUGUCAUCUUCCCUUUUCAGACCGACAUGUGUAGGCGCUGUCCAGUGUGCAGGGCCUGCUUUCACAAACGUUGUUUUGUGGAGAAGAAGUGUCCAAAAUGCGCUCGGAUCCAAUCACGGAAAAAACGUCCGGACAGAUAGAUGAAGAGUGACCUAUAAGCAGCUGCAGCAGUUGCACCUUCAUCAUUACACGGACCACAAAUUCAGUAUUGUAUUUUGGCCUCACGGGAGCCCAGCUGCAGGAUCUGAAGAGGCAGAGGCCUUUGGGCGAGAAUACAGUGAACUCUCAAACUCUGGUUUAAAUCUUAUCUCUCUGGGAGGGAUGUUGCCUGUGGGGUUCCUCAAGGAUCACUUCUUGGCCCAUACCUCUUUACCCCCUCGGCCACGUCAUCAGCCGGCAUCGAAUUCUAGCUAUGCUGAUGACACUCAACUAUACAUCAAACCUAUGCCCCAUCCAUGCGCCCACACUACCUCAAGGACCUACUCACCCAUUAAACUGCCACAAGAAUCCACCAACACCAACUGUCUCCAUCUUCCCAGGCCUUAGCUGCAAACUAUGGGGGACUAGGUAUUCUACUCCGACUCUUCACAGCUGCCCUAUCUGGACCACCUGAGGGCACCACAGACAUUUGAGACAUAAAAAAAAGGACCUUCUAAAAAAAAGCUUUUACGUUGUUCUGCCUGCUCCUACUUGUUUUUAUGCUCAAGCUCCUAGACUACUACUGGUCCCUUUUUGACGAUUUUAUUAUUUAUACAUCUUAAUGCUUCUCUUCUUGUUUUUCUACUCUCGAUGUUUCUAAACGUCUGCCUGAUCUUCCUUGAAUCAGCAGGUGACGCCGUUCCCACAGGUGUGAUUUGUUUAGUUUUUCUUACAUUUUAUUUUACCGUAUUAUGCUCCUGUCACAAGGUCACAAGGUUACAGAUUCAAUGAAAUGGAAUAAAACGGCAUAUUGGCAGUUAACAUGACGCGAAGAUUUUCUGUUUUCUAAAGUUUGCACUCUGAACAUAUUCUCAAACCUUUUUGUUUUCAGGCACCCAAAACGUUGUUUUCAGUAAACAAACAGCCAAAACUCAAUAAAAGGUUCAAGUUUUAAGAUUAACUUAUUGUCAUGUUGACAGUGUGCAGGAGUAUGUCUGCAAUUUUUGACAACUUGAAACAAUAAAAUAUUCAAUAUUGGG
Labrus bergylta (ballan wrasse) is the source of this 3947-nucleotide messenger RNA. RefSeq names its product rubicon like autophagy enhancer (gene rubcnl). Gene Ontology annotation, molecular function: phosphatidylinositol phosphate binding. Gene Ontology annotation, cellular component: intracellular membrane-bounded organelle; autophagosome membrane. The record is from RefSeq and is a predicted model, not a curated record. Lineage: Eukaryota; Metazoa; Chordata; Actinopteri; Labriformes; Labridae. Gene Ontology annotation, biological process: autophagosome-endosome fusion; autophagosome-lysosome fusion; autophagosome maturation.